Penicillium digitatum Pd1 is the source of this 1068-nucleotide messenger RNA. RefSeq names its product putative autophagy ubiquitin-activating enzyme ApgG. The record is from RefSeq and is a predicted model, not a curated record. Gene Ontology annotation, biological process: protein modification by small protein conjugation; autophagy of mitochondrion; cellular response to nitrogen starvation. Gene Ontology annotation, cellular component: phagophore assembly site; cytoplasm. Lineage: Eukaryota; Fungi; Ascomycota; Eurotiomycetes; Eurotiales; Aspergillaceae. Gene Ontology annotation, molecular function: Atg12 activating enzyme activity; Atg8 activating enzyme activity.
AUGGAUCCCAAGAGAUUAGCGGAUCAGUCGGUCGAUCUUAACCUCAAACUUAUCAAAUGGCGGAUCAGCCCGACGCUCGAUCUUGAGAAAAUUAAGCACACAACAUGUCUCUUGCUAGGAGCUGGUACAUUAGGUAGCUACGUCUCUCGGAAUCUGCUGGGCUGGGGCGUGAAAAAGAUCACUUUCGUCGACAACGGAACCGUUUCUUUUUCAAAUCCUGUUCGGCAGCCACUAUUCAAUUUUGAAGACUGCUUGAACGGCGGCGUCCGAAAAGCACACCGGGCAUCAGAAGCCCUAAAUCAAAUUUACCCAGGAGUAAAAACGGCAGGUCAUGCGCUCUCGGUGCCCAUGGCAGGUCAUGCUAUUGUGGAUGAAGGGGUGACAAGGGCUGAUUUUGAUCGCCUCAAAACACUUAUUGACGAACACGAUGCUGUAUUCCUCCUUAUGGAUACCCGAGAAUCACGAUGGCUGCCCACAGUGAUGGGGAAGGCGGCAGGGAAAAUCGUGAUGAAUGCAGCCCUAGGGUUUGAUUCCUUCGUGGUGAUGCGACAUGGUAUUACUGAGGAUGAAAAUCCAGCAGAGCUUGGGUGCUAUUUCUGUAACGAUGUGGUAGCACCAGCUAAUUCUAUCAAAGAUCAAACUCUCGACCAGCAGUGUACAGUGACCCGCCCUGGGGUGGCUCCUAUAGCCUCUGCACUUUUGGUGGAGCUUUUUGUGUCACUCCUCCAGCACCCCCAAGGCGCUGGCGCACCGGCCCCUGUGGCCCGCAAUACCGAGCGUGAUGACCAUCCCUUGGGAAAUGUGCCCCAUCAAAUACGAGGAUUCCUCUCCAAUUUCGAGAACAUGUCUGUCACUGGAAAAAGUUAUCCGAGCUGCAGCGCAUGCUCGAUUAAAGUUGUGAGUGCAUACCGCGAGCAGGGUUGGGACUUUGUGCGAAGAGCCUUGAAUGAACCUGGCUAUGUUGAAGAAUUGAGUGGACUAAAAGAGGUUCAUGAGAAGGCGGAAGCAGCACUAGCCGAUAUUGACUGGGACGAGACAUCUGAAAAUGAAGAGAUUGAAAUCCUUUAG